Molecule: messenger RNA, 5538 nt
Organism: Onychostoma macrolepis
Lineage: Eukaryota; Metazoa; Chordata; Actinopteri; Cypriniformes; Cyprinidae
Gene: zswim6
Product: zinc finger, SWIM-type containing 6
Exons: 14
Coding region: 107-3514 (1135 amino acids)
Cellular component (GO): Cul2-RING ubiquitin ligase complex
Source: RefSeq, a predicted model, not a curated record
CUGUCCUUACACGGCGAACAAUCGAUGCGCGUUGCAACCUUUUCCUUUCCUUAUCCCGUUUAUAUAGUACGGCGACUUCCGCCCUUGCCGUUAAAGCAGUGCGAUCAUGGCGGAGCGCGUUCAGCAGCCCCCAGCUAAACGGCUCUGCUGCCGACCCGGGUAUAGUACGACGUGUAGACAGGGGCAGCGAGCCGGUGGAACGGUAUGCGGCGGUUCUGGUUCUGGCCAAGGGGGAUCCAACAAAACCCAGAGCCCCGAGUCGCUCCUGGACAUCGCAGCGCGGAAAGUAGCGGAGAAGUGGCCGUUCCAACGGGUGGAGGAGCGUUUCGAGCGUAUUCCGGAGCCCGUACAGCGGCGGAUCGUGUACUGGUCUUUCCCGAGGAGCGAACGGGAGAUCUGCAUGUAUUCCUCGUUCAACACUGGCGGAGAGGAGAACGCGUCUAGCGGGGAGAACGUAGACGAGACGCGGUUACCGUUCCGCCGCGGCAUCGCAUUGCUGGAGAGCGGCUGUGUGGACAACGUAUUGCAAGUCGGUUUCCAUUUGAGCGGCACAGUAACGGAACCGGCCACACAGUCAGAACCCGAGAUGGUGUGCAGCGUAGCCAUUAGCUUCGACCGCUGCAAGAUCACCUCCGUAACGUGCGGCUGCGGAAAUAAGGACAUCUUCUACUGCGCCCAUGUGGUGGCGCUGUCACUGUACCGCGUACGGCGGCCCGAGCAGGUCAAACUUCACCUCCCCAUCUCAGAGACUCUAUUCCAGAUGAACAGGGACCAGUUGCAGAAGUUUGUGCAGUAUCUCAUCACCGUCCACCACACGGAAGUGCUGCCUACGGCCCAGAAACUGGCCGACGAGAUUCUCUCCCAGAACUCAGAGAUCAAUCAAGUACACGGGGCCCCGGACCCCACGGCGGGGGCCAGCGUGGACGAUGAGAACUGCUGGCAUUUGGACGAGGAGCAGGUCCAGGAGCAGGUCAAACUCUUCCUGUCCCAGGGGGGAUACCAUGGCUCGGGCAAACAGCUCAAUCUCCUGUUCUCAAAGGUACGGGAGAUGCUGAAGAUGCGGGACUCGAACGGCGCUCGCAUGCUAACGCUAAUCACAGAGCAGUUCAUGGCUGACCCGCGGCUGGCUCUGUGGCGGCAGCAGGGAACCACCAUGACGGACAAAUACCGACAGCUGUGGGACGAGUUAGGUGCCUUGUGGAUGUGUAUUGUGCUGAACCCCCACUGUAAGCCGGAACAGAAGGCCGCUUGGCUCAGGCAGCUCAAGAAGUGGAACAGUGUGGACGUGUGUCCCUUGGAGGACGGUAACCACGGCAACGAGCUGCCCAAUUUAACCAAUGCCUUGCCUCAGGGUGCACACGGCAACCAAGAUUCGGGCACCCGGCCCCACCGGACGGUUUUCACGCGAGCCAUCGAGGCAUGCGAUCUCCACUGGCAAGACAGCCACUUACAGCACAUUAUCAACGACGACCUCUACACCAACUACUGUUACCAUGACAACACUGAAAAUUCGCUCUUUGACUCUCGCGGCUGGCCCCUGUGGCACGAACACGUCCCUACGGCCUGCGCCAGGGUAGAUGCACUGAGAUCUCACGGUUACCCACGGGAAGCACUGCGAUUGGCCAUCGCAAUCGUCAACACCCUGCGCCGGCAGCAGCAGAAACAGCUGGAGCUCUUCCGAAACCACAAGAAAGAUCUGCUUCAUAAAGGGGUGACGUCCAUCACUAAUCUAGAGGGAUGGGUGGGACACCCUUUGGACCCCAUUGGAACGCUCUUCAGCACACUGAUGGAGACGGGCCGCGGGGAUGAAGACAGUUUGCAAGGCGGCUUUCUAGAUUUCUCAGCCAGCACAAUGAGCUCGAGCAAGCACAGCGAGCUGCACUUGUUUCCGUCCACGCGCCGCUUCCUGGAGGAGGGUGAGUCAUAUCUGGCCCUGGCGGUGGAAACGGCCCUGAUGGGACUGGGUCAGCAGAGAAUCAUGCCCGAUGGACUGUACGCCCAAGAGAAGGUGUGCCGCAACGAGGAGCACCUCAUCGCCAAGCUGCAGGAAGUUGACCUGGACGACACCCUGGUCAAGAUCUUCCGCAAGCAAGCUGUCUUCCUGUUAGAGGGUGGGCCCUACAGUGGUUUGGGAGAGCUCAUCUAUAGAGAGAGCGUUCCGAUGCACACGUUUGCCAAGUAUCUCUUCACAUGCCUCCUACCUCACGAUGCCGAACUGGCGUACAAAAUUGCACUGAGAGCAAUGCGGUUACCAGUGUUGGAAUCCACGGCUCCUUCGGGCGACAUGUCCCGGCCUCACCAUAUAGUAUCAGUCGUCCCCAAUCGUUACCCACGAUGGUUCACCCUCAGCCACAUCGAGUCCCAGCAGUGCGAGCUGGCCUCCACCAUGCUCACUGCAGCCAAAGGUGAUGCUCGACGGUUAGAGACAGUAUUAGAGUCCAUACAGAAGAACAUUCACUCCUCCUCUCAUAUCUUCAAACUGGCGCAGGAUGCCUUUAAGAUAGCAACGCUCAUGGACAGUCUGCCGGACAUCACUCUGCUGAAGGUCUCCCUGGAGCUGGGUCUUCAGGUAAUGCGUAUGACGCUUUCGACGCUCAACUGGCGGCGGCGAGAGAUGGUACGAUGGCUAGUCACAUGUGCCACAGAAGUUGGGGUCUACGCACUGGACAGCAUCAUGCAGAGCUGGUUCACCCUCUUCACUCCCACCGAGGCUACGAGCAUCGUGGCCACCACGGUCAUGUCCAACAGCACCAUCGUCCGGCUGCACCUGGACUGCCAUCAGCAGGAGAACCUGGCGAGCAGUGCGCGGACGUUAGCCCUGCAGUGCGCCAUGAAGGACCCUCAGAACUGUGCGCUGUCGGCCCUCACGCUCUGCGAGAAGGACCACAUCGCCUUCGAGACGGCUUACCAGAUCGUGCUGGACGCGGCCACCACGGGCAUGAGCUACACGCAGCUGUUCACUAUCGCGCGCUACAUGGAGCACCGUGGCUACCCCAUGCGUGCGUACAAACUGGCCACGCUCGCAAUGGCACAUUUGAACCUGAGCUACAACCAGGACACGCAUCCCGCCAUCAAUGACGUACUUUGGGCUUGUGCGCUCAGCCACUCGCUGGGAAAGAAUGAGCUCGCCGCUAUCAUCCCGCUGGUGGUGAAGAGCGUCAAGUGCGCCACUGUGCUUUCGGACAUAUUGCGACGUUGCACGCUGACCACGCCUGGCAUGGUGGCGCUGCACAGCCGCAGGAACUCUGGGAAGUUGAUGUCAUUGGACAAAGCCCCUCUAAGACAGCUUUUGGACGCUACGAUCGGGGCCUACAUCAACACAACGCACUCGCGGCUCACGCACAUCAGCCCACGGCACUACAGCGAGUUCAUCGAGUUCCUCAGCAAAGCCAGAGAGACUUUCCUCAUGGCACACGACGGACACAUUCAGUUCACGCAGUUCAUAGACAACCUGAAACAGAUAUACAAAGGCAAAAAGAAACUCAUGAUGCUCGUGCGCGAGCGCUUCGGCUAGUCCGCCUUUGUACGCUUUCUAAGUCAAAAAAAAAAAAAAAAAGAAACGACAAAAACAAUACGAACCACACCGGUAUUAUGUGUAUAGACUUACGUUUGCGCAAAAAAACGGAAAAAAAAGUGGAACGUUGUCAUGUUGUGGAAGUUUGUGUGUUUCCCCUUUAUUUGUGUGAAAGCGUGUGAGAGUAUGUCACGACGUUUCGGUUUACACUGAGUAUAUGUUGUCCAGUGGCGAAAGUCCACACAGCACUCCAGAUCUCUCUGUUAAACAUUCACAGCCUCAAAGUGAAGAAGAAAUAUGGCUUUAAACCAAACAACACCUCCAUCCUAAGUGACAAGUACCUCGUACGGCUUCAGCUUUACUCCUUCCUGAACCAGUCACACGUUACCAGUGUACUAAAGAAGUGUUAGAAACGAGAAAAACAAAAACACGUCUCCAUUUUUUGAGUUUCCUUUUCAGUUCACCAGGCUAAUUGCGUGGCUUUGCAGUGCUGUUUCGUCCAAAAGCAUGUCACACACACACGCUCUUCAACCCCAUUGUGCUUGCGCUUGUGGAAACUUAGCGACUGUCGACAUACAUCUCAGGGAUUCUCUUUGGAAAAAAAGGAAAAAAAAAAAAGAAGAAAAAAAUGGUCAUGAAAGAAUGAGAGCAUUUUAUUGUACUGUAUAUAUGAUAGUAUAUGUCUGAAUAUUGAAAAAAUGUAUACGUUAACUAAUUUAUAAAAAGAAUAUUCUAUGUAAUGCAAAAUACUUGAAGCUGCAGUACCUUGGUUUGAAACAAAACAUAUCAGAGGGACUAAAAGCGAGCCUCGGGCUGUGUUCGGAACGGAAGGCUAGCGCGCUGCUUACUGCGUGACAAAUAGUAUGCGAAUCAGUAGGCAUUAUUCCACAAUUAACGUUUCACGUGAUUUCAUGACGUUGCAUGUUUAAUUCAGUUCAUCUUGGAAAUGAAACUAGGUGUUUUUCACAUUUAAUCCAAUUUUAAAGCGCAUUGCAUUGCACAGUGUCCAUACUACACACUGCAGCCGCAGUAGCAGUACGCUAGCGUGUUAUUCCGAACACAGCCGUGCUGUCGAGGCUGGAAUCGGGCAGUGAACCUGUGUGCUGGGUAUCUAUGCAGAGCCACCUCCGAUGCACGAUCCAAGCGGUCUGGGAUGCGUUGGCGUAGACCCGACCGCGCAGGGCACCAGUGGUUUGGACGGACACCCAGUGAACCAGAGCAGCAAGCCUUAGCAUUAAGAAUUGGGAAUGCAAGAAACGCAGGCCCACGUGCCUCAAAAAACGCCUAGAAAUGUAGAUCCAACAGUAUCGAUGUUAACGCAAACAUGCCGAGCAAUUGGCCUGACGCUCUUGUUUCUUUCCACAAUAAUCGAGUCACGACGAAGCUCCAUUUUUAUGCACAAUAACAUGUACAUGCCUAUCUGCUGACAUCUUAACUUUGUGCAAGACAGAAAGUUGCUGUGUAGGUCUGACUGUUCAAACGUUUUUUAACGCUUUUUUUGUUUUGUUUUUUACGUUUCUUGUUUUUCUUUUUCUUUUUGUCGUUCCUAUAGGAUUCCUCAACGAAACGAAAACAGCCUUCUUUCUUGCCUUGUCUUAACGCUUUAAAAUAACCAAACUGGAGUUCUAACUACCAAACUUGUUCGUUAAAAAUGAAAGCCAACCGACUUUGGUUACAACUUUACUGUCUUUAAUUUUAGCUGAAUCGUUCUGUAUUCUGUGCUUUAAAAAGCAGUUUUCCUAUGUUUUUGGUGCAAAAACAUUGUCGAGUGUCCCCUUCCUUAGAGGUAUGUCUGUAGCUCUUUUUCUUUUUUUGUUCGUUUAGAAACAGAAAUAUCAUUUUUCUCCAUUUUAUUUAUUAUGAAAGGUAAACGAUUGUACUUCUUCACCCGUGUCAACAUUCUCAUGAAUUUGAAUUUAAGAUUUGAUACACCGAUAUCAAUUUAUUUAUGUAACUAAAUCACUGUUUUAUAAACUUGUUAAUGAUUCAACAUUUUUGUUUUAAUUAAAAUUAGUUUUUUGAGA